This is a messenger RNA of Uncinocarpus reesii 1704, 1608 nucleotides long. RefSeq lists its product as uncharacterized. The transcript has a single exon. Bases 1 to 1608 code for a protein of 535 amino acids. The record is from RefSeq and is a predicted model, not a curated record. NCBI's taxonomy places the organism in Eukaryota, Fungi, Ascomycota, Eurotiomycetes, Onygenales, Onygenaceae.
AUGCCUCUCACCUUCAAGAAUCGGAGGAAAAAAGGACCGCCUCUACUUCCUGCUGCAUCGCUCGAGGGCUUGGAGAAGUUUGUCCAUCCGCAUCAGCAAUGGCCGGCCGAUCAGAACGAUUCUUGGAAGAACAAACCGCUGCCAGAACUGCCUAGGAGGGCAUCCAGCGAAUACAGCCGGUCCGUGAGGAAUUCUGAUUAUAAUUUCGGCUACGGGGUAUAUGGCUAUCUUUCGAGUGGCUUACCCUCGCCUCGAGGUCACAAUUCUCCCCAUCGAUCUUAUCGAGAUUCGCAUCACGAAAGUCGUGCCCGUCGUCAAACGCCCACGGCUAAUCUAAGGGAAAAAUAUCGACGAACCAGUGGCCACCAUGGGCGCUGGGUAAUUCGUCAAAGCUCAUCUCCGGCGCUGUCCCACGAUCACCCAUGGGCCGAAGGGGGCUCGCCUCCUCAAGCAGAAUGGUCCUCGCCUCCCGUGCCGAACGCCUCUGUGCACGGUGACACAGUGAUUUUUGAGCAUGCAAACGCGAGUCUCCCUGAGAUCCCUACGCUUGUACCACCGCCGUCGCCGAAAACCGUUGAUUCCAUUGACGCUUCGCUUAUUCCUCGGCCUCUUGGAGUCGACCAAAUUCAAGAUGAAGAUGGUAGUGAGGCCGGAAAGGCCAAGGAAAUACCGUCUAUUCUUUUGGUGGAAAACUCCGACCCGGACAUUUGCCUUUGCCAUUCUCCGCAUCCUCGGCAUGAUAGAGUGAUGUCUGUAUCUCGUCUUGCGAAUGUUGCGCGAAUUGACUUGGCACAACAAAUAACGUCCCCAUCGCAGGAGUCCCUGGCUAUUGUUUCCCCCUGCGAGGCCGAGAAGCUUGAGGCAACGGUUCCCUAUAGUCCCAUAGAUGAAAAGGGGAUUGAAACAGUCAAGCAAGUGGAAGAAGCAGAAGAAAUCCACAACGAAGAUGAAGGCAACGACGAGAUCGGAAAAUCAACAGAAAACGACAAUUCUAAUUGCACCAAACUUUACUCAAUUUCCACUACCGCGAGCACUCGCAAGCUCAUCGUUGAAGAUGAAGAACCACAGGAUUCUGGUAUCUCGGAUAUGGAACCUCCCAGAGCACCGUAUCCAUCUCCACGGCCGUCGCGGUCAUCCUCCCUCCCGCCUCCAAAUUUACACCCGAGGCAUCCACGACGGCAAAAGCAGAUAGCUAUUCCACCAACAGAUUACCAAAAAUACGGCCCGCAGGCGUGGACGAAAGAUAAAGCAAAGUCCAAGCCCAACUCUAAGCUGAAGCCCAAGCCUAAGCCUAAAGAAAAGGGCAAAGAGACAAACAAGAGCCAGGACCCAGGAGAUGAAAAAGGGAAAGAAAAAGAGAAGAAUGAACAAAAGCGCGGUAUCAGCUGCAUUCCACGCUACUUUCGAAAACUUCUUCCCAAGGCAUUCUCCUCUGAAUCCGCUCCGUGUCCGCCAUCGCCAUUACCUCCUCCACCUCCUCCACGACCACGACCCGAAAGCCCUGCCUUUCAUCGCACGUUCACUGCACCCUCAGCCCCCUCGUUUCAACGCCAACAUGCAGAUUCAUACCCCCAUCGCACCCAAACCUAUCCCCUCCAAGCCCCAUAG